Molecule: messenger RNA, 204 nt
Organism: Entrophospora sp. SA101
Lineage: Eukaryota; Fungi; Glomeromycota; Glomeromycetes; Entrophosporales; Entrophosporaceae
Source: the annotation of a GenBank genome assembly
AUGAAAAUUUUUCAGUUAUCGAAAACAUUUGCAUUAGAAAAUUGUAAAAUACCAUUAGACAAUUAUAACAAACUCACACAUAAUUAUAAAGAUCCAACGAAUGAUAAUCAUAAUAAUCUAAAUAUUAAAAGAAAUAAAAGAUUGUAUAACAGCAGUGACAGUGAUGAUUAUAAAUUCAUGACUCAUCAUUCUAAUAAUAAUUAA